Molecule: messenger RNA, 501 nt
Organism: Penicillium argentinense
Lineage: Eukaryota; Fungi; Ascomycota; Eurotiomycetes; Eurotiales; Aspergillaceae
Exons: 1
Coding region: 1-501 (166 amino acids)
Source: RefSeq, a predicted model, not a curated record
AUGGCUCCAAACCUCUUCCUCUGCCUGCGCACUCUCUGCUGCCCGACCUACUGGUUCCAGCAUGGUGAUCGCAUCGACGGCAAUGUCAACCGAGAACAACACUGGGAAACCCCCGUCCCAGGAACCUACAAGUUUCUCCCCGGUCGCGGCUGGCACCUGAUCCAGCGCGAUAGCUGCGACUACGAAGAAAAGGCCCCUGCUGCCCUGGUCUACUGCCGCAUCCUCCACCGUUACAUGUUCGAGUCGGAACUCGAAGAGCGCUGCCGCUGGUUUUCGGCUCCGCUGCACAAGGGCGCUCGGCCUGAGCAGCUCCGCUUCUUCCUCCUCGACGAUGGCAUUCACUGGGUGGCCGGCUGGGACGCCAAGGGUCGCUUCAUCCCGGGCCCUUACCCCAAGUGGUGGCUGGACGAGGAUGGCGAAACCAUGCGCCGCGGCGUGUCGCCGCCCGCGAGUGCCAACGUCUCUCGAUGCAACAGUAUUGUCGUGCCCAAGUUCGACUAA